AUGAAUUGUAUAACCAGACAUCUUCAAUUAUAUGGGAGAUUUGUUCCCAGAUGUCCCAUGUUUCUAUCACGUCCUUUGGUGACAAGGAAUUAUACAGCAGCUGUAACUGAAAAAUUUUCGAAUAGGAAGAGACUUCCAAUAUACACAGGACAACCUAUACAUGAGACUAGACCUUAUUUGUUAAAUCCUGGAGAAUUGACUCCUGGUAUUUCUGCUUUAGAAUACUACCAAAGAAGAUUGAAUGUGGCUGCACAAUUACAAGAUGACUCCUGUUUAGUCAUUGCAGGAAAUGACGUUCAGUUCGCCUCUGGCGCUGUGUUUUACCCAUUCCAACAGGACAAUGAUUUAUUCUAUUUGACAGGUUGGAAUGAACCAAACUCGGUAAUGGUUAUAGAGAAACAUUCAUGCAAAAACGAUGAUCUCACUUUCACCAUGUUUGUUCAAGAAAAGAAUGCAUUUUCAGAGCAAUGGGAAGGUUAUCGAACAGGCAUUGAGGGUGUUCAGGAUAUUUUUAAUGCCGAUCAAGCAUUUGGUAUUAACCAAUUAAGUAAUAAAUUACCAGAUAUUUUGAGACGUGGCAAAAUAGUAUAUUUCAAUGAUGGUCGUAAAGGGGCCCUCACAAAUAAUAGGAAAAGUAUCAUAAGAAUGAUGAGUGAAGGUGGUUUGUUAAGUACAAAGAAUUAUAAGAAUAUUUUAGCUGGUGUCAGGAAAGUUAAGUCUGAGGCAGAGCUAAAAAUAAUGAGAAGGGCAGGUCAAAUCUCAGGGAAAUCCUAUAAUCAAGCAUUCGCAAAGAAAUUCCGUAAUGAGAGAACAUUGGCAUCAUUUUUAGAUUAUAAAUUUAUCUCUGGUGGGUGUGAUAAAUCUGCAUAUAUACCUGUUGUUGCUACUGGCUCUAAUGCAUUAUGUAUACAUUAUACAAGAAAUGAUGAUGUUAUGUUUGACGAUGAAAUGGUUCUUGUAGAUGCUUCAGGUUCUCUAGGUGGGUAUUGUUCAGACAUUUCACGUACUUGGCCAGUCUCAGGUAAAUUUUCAAGUCCACAACGUGAUCUAUAUCAAGCUGUCCUCAAUGUUCAGAAACAAUGUAUCGACUUGUGCAAAUCCACCAACGAUAUCUCGUUAGAAGACAUUCAUCAAGAAAGUCUAAAAUAUAUGAAACGAGAGUUAAAAAAUCUUGGUAUUAGUGAUGUUAAAAAUUGGGAUGUGGAACGUUUGUAUCCCCAUUACAUUGGACAUAAUUUAGGUUUAGAUGUUCAUGAUGUACCAGAGGCUUCUCGUUAUGAAAAGUUGAAAGAAGGUCAAGUGAUAACUAUAGAGCCAGGUCUAUAUAUUCCCGAUUCGGAAGAGUUUCCAGAAUAUUUUAGAAACGUAGGUAUUAGAAUUGAGGAUGAUAUUGCAAUUGGGAAAGAUAGUUAUACAAAUUUAACAGUUGAAGCUCUAAAAGAAAUAUCAGAUUUGGAAAAUGUCAUGAGUAAUGGAAAUACAUUGAAUAAAUUUGAUGAUGAUAUUAUCAGCCCCUUGGAAAACUGA
Maudiozyma barnettii is the source of this 1527-nucleotide messenger RNA. It is a transcript of the gene ICP55, whose product is annotated as aminopeptidase. Gene Ontology annotation, molecular function: manganese ion binding; metalloaminopeptidase activity. The record is from RefSeq and is a predicted model, not a curated record. Gene Ontology annotation, cellular component: mitochondrion. NCBI's taxonomy places the organism in Eukaryota, Fungi, Ascomycota, Saccharomycetes, Saccharomycetales, Saccharomycetaceae. Bases 1 to 1527 code for a protein of 508 amino acids. The transcript has a single exon.